Molecule: messenger RNA, 1522 nt
Organism: Zerene cesonia (dogface butterfly)
Lineage: Eukaryota; Metazoa; Arthropoda; Insecta; Lepidoptera; Pieridae
Exons: 6
Coding region: 271-1497 (408 amino acids)
Source: RefSeq, a predicted model, not a curated record
CCUUAUCUGUGAGGCAUACUGCAAAGGAUAGAUUAUAUACUUAUACACUAGUACUGCAAAAGCUAAGCGAUUAACGAAUCGCGUAUUAGACUUAAAAGUUUAAUUUUUGAAUUAUCGUAUCAAUUGAUCUAUCUAAAAAGUAGAGCAAGAUAAUUUCGUAGUACCUAAUCAUGACCAAUUAUUGAUUAGUACUUUCAUAACCUAAUAUUGCGUUCUAUUCACCGAGUGUUUACAAAUAUUAUUUGUAAUUUGUAUUGAAUUUAUACCAUCAUGUCUGAAGAUAUGGACUGCGAAAUCGAGUUUUUGGAUGAGGAUGCUGAUAUUGUUCAACAAUGUGUGCAAACAGUCGAAUCUCCCACCGAUGAUACACUUUUGGUAGAGAUAAAAAAAGAAAAAGUUCCUUUGCUCGUUGAAAGACCCAUUGUAAAGGUAGAAACUGAGAGACCGACAAGGCGGAGAAGAAGAAAAGAUGAAGAGGAUUCUGACUAUGAUCCUACCGGUGAGAUCCGCACGAGAGGUCGUAAACGAAAAUCUGCGAAUAUCUCCCGCCAAAACGUGUCUUUAAAAACACCGAAAUCGGAAUCUAAAACUGUUAAAGACAAAAAUAGUUCGAAAUAUGAUUUGAAAAUACGAAGGCAGCUCGACAUCCGAAUCCCCGAUUACGACGAUCCACUAUGUUUGCCGGUACGCGCGUUGAUCAAAGACGAGAGUGAUGCAAAAAAACUGAGAAAUUGGAAUAAUUUAUGUCUGAAGCAUUACAAACAUCACGAUGUUCCGCUGCGAAUGAAUCUAGAGGAGAGUGUGUCUUCCACACGGACUGUUGUGUUGCGCAACUUGAUUAAUAAACAAACAGAGAAAGUUGAAACCACAAUGUGGAGUAAAAUCAUGAUACAAGACAAGAAAGGUACAAGGAAGUCGGAAAUCAUACAGUCAGUACUUCCCAGAUAUAGGGAGAAGAAAUUCCUGCAUUCUGUUGUUUUGGGUGCAAAGAGAAAUAGAACAAUUUAUCAUAAAGAGGAAGCGAUAUUGACAAAGGAAUUUAAUAAAGAUGAGGAAAUGCUGAUAGUGUAUAAACCCAAACAUGCAUUGUCUAGCUCAUACAAAAUGUUCGAGAAUGAUGUUGAUAACAGCAACGAUGAUGAAGCUAAGAAGUACCUCCGGGAAGUGGUAGUAUGUAAAAUGUGUGCACCCUGCUACCAGACCUCCUGGAGAGGGGUGCGGAAGAAUAACCAAUCGAACGUGAAGUGCGACAUAUGCGGGCGCACGUGCGUCAGCGUGUACAACCUGCUGUCGCACAUCCGCUCGCACGCGGACCGCGACGUGCGCGCGCACAAGCGCGCCAUCUCGCUCGCACUCGCACAGUCGGUGGACUAUCACUACGAAUGUCGGAUCUGCCAAGAAAAGCACACCAGCAUCAAGGCGUUGAGGCAACACGUCAACACACAUAAGGGUCCUGAAGUAUUUGUAUGCGACAUUGGUGAUCAUUUGGUGUCGUGAUAUUGUAAUAAAUAUAUUUGAUACA